UUUGUUAGACUUUAGAACGCCCACCUUCCUUCCUAGAAAUUUCUUGGUUCCUUCCUCAACUUCUAAUUUUAUGAUUCCUUUUGAUUAGAAUCCGUCUUUUUUCUCCAGCUUAAAUACUUUACCUACGCAACACCUUUCACAGAGGCAAAAUUCAAUUGAAGACUGUCUUAUAGUUUUGACAUACACGCAAUUUGGCUGGCAAUGGCUUCCACAAGCACUCAAAUGGCGUCUGAUUCUUCUCCUUCCAGCCUUGGAUGGACUUAUGACGUGUUCUUGAGUUUUAGAGGGGAAGACACCCGUUACAAUUUCACUGAUCACUUAUAUAAUGCUUUGGUUGGAAAAGGCAUUAUAACUUUCAGAGAUGACAAACUUAAGAGAGGAGAAAAAAUUGCGCCAGAGCUUCUAAAUGCUAUUGAAAAAUCAAGAUCUUCCAUUGUUGUUUUCUCAAAAACUUACGCUCAUUCAAGGUGGUGCCUAGACGAGCUUGCAAAGAUCAUGGAGUGCAGGCGGAAAUAUGGGCAAAUAGUAUUGCCAAUUUUCUACCAUGUGGAUCCAUCGGAUGUACGUAAACAAAGAGGGAGGUUUGGAGAAGCAUUCACCAGGUAUGAAGAAAAUUGGAAGAACAAGGUACAAAGUUGGAGGGAGGCCUUGACUGAAGGAGGCAAUCUUUCUGGAUGGCAUGUAAAAGAGGGGUAUGAAUCAGAGCAUAUCAAGAAAAUUACUACCACCAUCGCCAAUAGAAUAUUGAAUUGUAAACCCUUGUUUCUUGGGGAUAAUUUAGUUGGAAUGGAUUCCCAUUUUAAACAAAUAAGUUGGGGACUGAGUAUGAAGUCAAAUGAUGUUCGCAUGGUUGGGAUAUCUGGAAUUGGCGGAAUGGGUAAAACAACCAUUGCUGGAUAUAUAUAUAAUCAAAUUUCUUGGGGAUUUGAAUGUAGUAGCUUCCUUGAAAAUGUUAAAGAGGUUUACAAAAAUAAAGGUCUACUUGGUUUACAAAAUCAACUUCUUAAUGAGAUCCUAGAGGAAGGAAAUCAAAAGAUAAGCAAUAUUUACCGAGGAGCCCAAGUGAUAAAAAAUAGUCUUUACUUUCGAAAGGCUCUUAUUGUUUUUGAUGAUGUUGAUGUUGAUGUUGAUAAUAAAGACCAAUUAGAAUUUUUAGUUGGAAAUCAUACUUGGUAUGGUAAAGGAAGUAGAAUCAUCAUCACAACUAGAGAUGAACGAUGCCUAACUAUGCUUAAUGUGGAUUACAUAUAUCAGGUUAAUGGACUAAAUUCCAAUGAAGCACUUGAGCUCUUUAGUCGAUAUGCCUUUCAAUCAAAUCUUCCAGAAGAGGAUUUUGAAAAUCUCUUGCAUCAAGUGUUACAUUAUUGUGAAGGUCUUCCAUUAGCUUUGAAAGUUUUGGGUUCUUUUUUGUAUGACAAGACAAUAGGUCAAUGGGAAAGUGAACUACACAAAUUGAAAAACGAGCCUCAAGCGAAAAUUCAAAAUUUGCUAAAAAUAAGCUUUGAUGGAUUAGACCUUACACAAAAGACGGUACUCCUUGACAUCGCUUGUUUUUUUCAAGGUGAAGAUAGGGACUUUGCUUCAAAAAUAUGGGAAGGUUCUAAGUUGUAUGGUGAAACAAAUAUAAGAGUUCUAUGGGAUAAAUGUCUUAUGACUAUUACUGUAGACAAUAGGAUAUAUAUGCAUGGUUUGAUCAAGAAAAUGUGUAGGAAUAUUGUUCGUGAACAACAUCCCAAAGACCAUAGCAAAUGGAGCAGAUUAUGGAAUCCAAAUGAUAUCUAUUGUGCGUUUAUAAGUGAAGAGGGGAUGGAAAAUGUUGAAACCAUUUCUCUAGACUUGUCUAGAUCAAAAGAAAAAUGGUUCACUACAAAAAUAUUUGCCCAGAUGAAGAAAGUGUUUGCCAAGAUGAAGAAACUUAGGUUGCUCAAAGUCUAUUAUAGUCUUGGCGAUGAGCAUAAAAUGUCUCUUCCUAAAGACAUUGAAUUUCCUCCUAAUUUGAACUAUCUUCAUUGGGAAGGUUUAGUGUCUUUGCCUUCAAAUUUUCACGGAGAGAAGCUUGUUGCAAUCAACUUGAAGUCUAGCAACAUAAAAGAACUUUUGAAAGGGGAGAAGUGUCUUGCAGAAUUGAAGUUCAUUGAUCUAAGUAACUCACAACAGCUCAUCAAAAUACCGAAAUUCUCAAGGAUGCCAAAAUUGGAGAAACUUAAUCUUGAAGGUUGUGUAAGCUUCAGCAAACUUCAUUCAUCUAUUCGCACAUUUUCUGAGAUGAAAUUUUUGAGAGAGCUUAAUUUUAGUGAGAGUGGAAUUAGAGAACUCCCAAGCAGCAUUGGGUCCUUGAUAUCUCUUAAAACUCUUAAUCUCACAAAGUGUUCAAAGUUUGAGAAAUUCCCUGAUAUUUUCUUUGUGAAUAUGAGACAUUUAGAGCACCUUCUGUUAUCUGAUAGUGGUAUUAAAGAACUCCCAACCAGUAUUGAGUGCUUAGAGGCUCUUAAAAGACUUCUAAUCUUAGAUGUGAGUAAAUGCAAAAACUUGAGGAGUGUUCCAACCAGCAUUUUACAGUUGGAAUCCCUGGAACUCUUCUGUCUCAAUGAUUGUUCAAAUCUAGAGAUUUUUCCGGAGAUCAUGGAGGAUAUGGAACAUUCAAAAGGCCUUUCUUUACGUGCAAAACAUCAUGGAGAGUUGGACUUGAGCAAUUGUGAGAACCUUGAGACUCUUCCAAACAGCAUUGGUAAUUUGACGUGUUUUCGUUAUCUUGUUGUUCGUAACUGUCCAAAGCUCCACAAAUUGCCCGACAGUCUGAGAAGCAUGCAGCGUUGCUUAGAAAAACUAGAUGUAAGUGGUUGCAAUCUGAUGGCAGGAGCAAUCCCCAAUGAUUUAUGGCGCUUGUUCUUAUUGGAAGAGUUAAAUGUGAGUGGAAACAAUAUUGAUUGCAUACCUGGUGGCAUCAUUAGUCUUUCUCGGUUGCAUACCCUUAAGAUGAAUCACUGCUUGAUGCUUAAAGAAAUUCCAAAGCUUCCAUCAAGUCUAAGACGGAUAGAAGCAUAUGGUUGUCCACUUCUGGAAACUUUAUCAAGUGAUGCACAGCAUCCACUCUGGUCCUCUCUUCCCAACUGCUUAAAAUCACACAUUGAGCAUUGUAUUGGAUGGGCAACAAGCGGGAAGUACAACCGUGUAAGAGUUGUCAUUCCAGGAAGUAGAGGAAUACCAGAGUGGAUAAGUCAUAAGAGUAUGGGAGAUGAAAUAACAAUAGAUCUCCCAAAGAAUUGGUAUGAAGAUAAAAACUUCUUGGGAUUUGCUUUAUUCUGUCAUCUUGUUCCAGUUGAUGAUGACGAUGACGAUGACGAUCUUGAUCUUCGAUUGUUGAUAUCCGAUGGUGAUCAAUUUGGACACGUGGAGACGAUACAGUUUAUUCCGGAUUGUAGUCUAGACAUGAAGAAUAGAACAUUAUUUGCAGAUGCAGCAUUGAUGGUGGUCUAUUUCCCUCAGAUUGCCAUUUCAAGUGAGUAUCGAUCCAAUAGGUGGAACAAGUUUAAGGCUGGCUUUUCCUCAGAUCCAGCAUUUGAUACUCUUGGGCCUAACGCCAAAGCAAGUUGCAAAGUGGAAAGUUAUGGGAUCCAUCUCAUCUAUCGCAAGAUCGAAACAUGUCGAGUUUCCAGCUCCAUCCACCAAGGCUUUCAGCACUCUCCCUCCCAUCAACUUUGGUUUCGGUCUCUCUUCUCAUAGUUGACGAAUCACAAACCUCACCGGCGCAAUGGGCAAUGAAAUAUUCCUGUUGCCGAAAACGCUGAUCGGUCGGAGAUUAAAGCCCUAGAUCAACCAGAAUCUCACUGAAGAACCCUACAGAAAAAAGAGCAUCCUUGAGACUUCGAAAACAAGUUCGAGGAGACAUUUUGUUUAGAUGUUCUUCCUUAGCUUGAUUGAGCACACGCUGCAAUUGCGGCCUCAUCUUCUGGACCUUCCCCUCAAUGAAGCCGUCAAAGAGAGUUUGAAAGUCUCUUCUUAGACAAGCCAAAAUUGAUGAUUUUGAGCGGAUUCGCCCACAAGAACUGAAUGAACAAAAUAUAGAAGCCUUAGUUGCUGAGAAUAAUCUGGUACUCAAUCAUCAUGUUUCAUCUUUUCUUUCCUUUUCUUAACUUUUAUAUGUCACUUCAGUUGGUAAUUUUCAUUCUGGUGGAACCCUGGUAAACCAUUGAUAUUACCAAAAAGUAUAAUUGAAAUCCUGGGAAACUAUGAAUUAGUUUUUAAUGGGCAACAGAGGAGAGACAAUGGGAAAUUUUGUAGACUACAUCUAGGUUUCAGGCAUGGACUGCAGUUCUAUGGGCUUGGUUCUACUUGUCCUGUACUAGAGUGAAGGUUCUAUUUUUUUUUUUUCCAAUUACUGGAUCAAAUAGGACUUAAAUAAGUGAAAUUCAGGUGUGAUAAUGGAAGCAAUAUAGUUAUUUAGUCUUUUCUUUCUUUCAUUUCUGGGUCCCUGACAAUGAUAUUCAUUGAUGCAAAAAAUGAAGAUCCCUCCAGUCAAUGAUAUGGAUCUUGCAUUGCACAGUCUUGUCAACAAAUAUGACAAAAUGUCUUUCUAUUCUUGUGUUCAAUAUAAUCUGGAAGAGACACAUGUAAGUACUCCAUAUUAUGUCUUCAAAUUUCUGUGACAAUAUCGCAGACAGUUUAGGUUGGUUUUUAGUUAUACCACAUCUAUAUGGUAUUGAAUUUGUUUGAAUAUAACAAUUGUAAGUAUAUUUAGAUGAUUUUGAGUUGUUUGUGGAUUUAUCUGAUGUAUGUAGAUACUAUGCUUGUGUUCAUGGUUGGUUUUUCUAUUUGGACAGAGUAAAAUUGCUCAUGAUUCAAGAUUUAAUUCUUAAAGUUGGAGAGUGCUUGGAGGCAAGAAGCUUAUUCUUAUUCUCUUCUUUCCUUUUUUAAUUAUUGUAAGGGUUCAAUAUUUCCUAGUGUUGUCUAAUUGUCUCCUAGGUGACUUCUUUCCCUUUCUGUAGGCAUUAUUAAGUAUAUAUAUAUAAGCAGUGAUUUUAAAUCUAAAACUUAAUUAUACUAUUUGCCUUUUGAGUAGUCAGGAUUAAGACUUCUUGAGUAAAAGAAGGAAUCUCUCUACUGUACUCUUUCUUCCCCACUCUUCCUUCUCCUUUAGGACAUUGCUUUGCAGAAGUAGCAUUUGUUAUCUCACUGACACUUGGUGUGAACCUGCUGCCUGCAUAGCUUGCCUAUAUAGGCAAUAUUAGAGUGAUUUACCACAACAGGAUUUAUCACAACAGGUAGUUUCGUUUUAUAGUGAUUUCAAACACAAUAUAUUUCUGAAUUUUAUUUUACCUGCUUCCUAUUCCCGUUUACUCUUCCUUAUGAGGUAUACACCAUUUGUCUCAACUAAGAACAUGGCCUUCCAUUGAUAUACAGUAGUUUGGUUCAUUGCAGUUGGUCCAUUGAUAUGAAGUGUACCAACUUGCUGUAAAUCCAGGCAACCAUCAAAAUUUUUAGCCAUGUAAAUGAAAAUUUUGUAUAUGCCGUUCUAUUUGUGAUGGAUAAUUGCAUCCUUGCACCUUAUUGUUUCAGUUCAUUUAUAACAUAAAACUCGGGUAUGGUCAAUGAACUCACUUCAUGAAUUUUUGGUAAUGCCCAAGCUCAAGCUUGAGUUUUAAGUCAAUUAUAUAGAGACUGAAAAAGAACACUACUGCUUAAACCUUAAAUUUGAGCUAGGAAAAGCGUGAGCUUUAAUUUUUGUUACAUUGUAGACACUCCUAAAACUUGGUAUUCUAUUUCCAAUGAAAAGAGACAAAAAGAGCACUACCAUGCUGGAGCUUACUUUUUCUUAAUAACUGGACUCACACAUAAGCUGCUUUUUUUGCCCUAAAUUCUGUAUAUUUAAUCAUCAUGCAACAAGGCCAGAAAUUACAAAGUAAUUCCAACCAUGGUUGUUUUCCUUAUUCAUCUUCUCACAUUUUCAUUUUCAACCCAAAAUAGCUAGAGAUGAUUAUUUUCUUUGAUUGCUUUCUCUUAUAUCGGGUUCCAAACGGUAUGAAAAAAAUUCUAGGCUUGCAAAUACUUCUCUAAAAUCUAAUUUAUAGUACUAUUGCUGACUUGCUUUUGAACUAUUCUUUCCCCUUCAUUUUCCAAUACUAUAUAUUCUCUCUCUCUCUCUCUCUCUCUCUCUCUCUCUCUCUCUCUCUCUUUUUUUUUCUUUUUGAUAAGAACAAAACAACUCCUUCACAAUAUGAGCCAACUGAUGUUCCAUUUUCUUUCAAAAAUGGUUCCCUUAACAGCCAUGCAAAUUUUCUGCAUAAAAUAGACCAUUUUCUUCAAUAUUGAUUGGAAAGGUGAACUCCAGUGAGGUUUACAUGUAAGGUGUGAUCAUAUUAUGAACUAAUUCUCUUUUAUCUUUAUUUGCUAUCUUCUUAUUGGCCUUCACUUUUAACUUCUGUUUAUCUUUUUUUUCUUCUGGAUUACAACCCCAAAAAUCUGCCAACCUGCCUGCAAAAGAAAAGAAUUGUUUAGUGGAGCACAUUGUGUGAAGUUCUAUAUUUGCAAAUAAGUUUACUUCUUGUUCUUGUUCUGACUAGGUAAAAAGGGAAAAAGAAAAACAAUUACUGAGGCAGUUUUUUGUGGAGAUUCUGGACAAGUGCCUCACUCUAGAAUGAUUGAUUUGCUUCCUAGCUUCUUGCAAAAUUGCAUUUCCUCUUUUGAAGUUGAUGGUAGUUUAUAUCCUGCAACCUUUUAUAGUUAAGGGCGAAGAACUAUAAUUGUUAGUAAUAAAAAGAUAACAUGCAGAAACAGGAAAAUCAGCUCAAACUAGCCCUACUAGCUCAAAUCCCAGUCCUUAGCCCAUUGACUCAUACGAUAGGCUUACAUAAUGUAUCUACCUGCUACCUCAGAUCUCAAUGUUUGCUAUACUAACGGGGUGCUUGUACUUAGACAAAUGGAGUUGCUACUGUAGAAGCAUGGUGGCUCAGGCUGGUCUCAGAAACAACCCAUCUCAGGAUCAAUUACCAAAGAGGAGGAAGAAGCAGUGGAGACCCUGUACACAUUGGUAGGAAUGUUCCCCAACAGUGAUAAGACGGCAAUAAGGGUGAAUUGGUUGGGAAUCAUCAGAAUCAAAGCAUUCAACUUUGCCAGAGGCAAGGGAGAGCCCUGCACCCGCAUUAGUUUCAUACUACCAAAGACAUACUGUCAAAGAUAGUACAAAAAUGAUCUGGUAUUAUGGCCAGGCUUGUCAUCAACAGGGUCGCUUGGGACAGCAAUUCAUGGCCCUUCCUUGCAUUCUUCUUCUAAAACUCAAGCUUGGCUAGAUAAUGCUACUGGCACUACAUGACCUAGUUCAUUUGGAAAUGGUGUCUCAACCACCACUUGCUACUCUAGCUGAUGCUUAAAAGUUCUGCAAUAUGAGUAUUCAUUCCCUUGCAAGUUUUUAUAUAUAAUUUUUUUAAGCAUUUGAUUGAGUUUAUGUUGUGUUAUUGAGUAUACAGGUUUCUAGAGUUACAGUGCAUAAAAAGCAAUCAUGGAAAAGAUGUGCAGCUCAUAUGUUCACAUAAGUCGUCUUAUUUGGGAUUUAAAAAAUUCAGAGAGAAAGGAAAGGAUUUCAAUGCAGCGUAACCAAUUGAGAACAGAUGAAGAAUCAAAGGAAGUAGUUUCUCUGGCAGGCAACAAUCCCAGUGGCCUGAGAAAUGGAUUGAAUGGAGUUGUUUCUGCUAACAGCAUUGGUGGUUCAGCCAUGGAGAAGAAUUCAAUUGAAGCUAGAAAAGGUAUUUUUUCUACAGCAGGGGCUCCAUCAAGAUCAGCAGCGGCCUCCUGCAUCUGGGACCUACACUUCUCUUUGUCUAAGUACGUAGCAACUCCAUUUGACUAAUGCUGGUUCUCUUGGGAAUAAUCUUACUCCAGUUGAUCCCUGUUGUUAUGAAAGGAACAAUAGUCAUGUGGAUACUCGAUUGUAUUUGAUUUUGUUUGGUUGUGUUUCAAGAUAAAAUUGAUUGUAUAAGGAUAGGUGAAUGAGGCAUGUUCUAACUUAAAUGUUUAGUUCAUGUUUUUGACAAGUGAAUACUUGACCUAUACAAAGAUGUCUAUUGUUUAGAAAGUUGGUGUUGAGUAAAAAAAUGUUUCUAUCAACCA
Molecule: messenger RNA, 8103 nt
Organism: Vitis riparia (riverbank grape)
Lineage: Eukaryota; Viridiplantae; Streptophyta; Magnoliopsida; Vitales; Vitaceae
Product: disease resistance protein RPV1-like
Exons: 12
Coding region: 202-3723 (1173 amino acids)
Biological process (GO): signal transduction; defense response
Molecular function (GO): ADP binding; protein binding
Source: RefSeq, a predicted model, not a curated record